Messenger RNA from Fraxinus pennsylvanica, 354 nucleotides. NCBI's taxonomy places the organism in Eukaryota, Viridiplantae, Streptophyta, Magnoliopsida, Lamiales, Oleaceae. The record is from the annotation of a GenBank genome assembly.
AUGUCUUCUCCCAAUUCUUCUUCAUAUCGUCUUCAACAACAAAGGCAGCAGCAACUAAUGCAGCAGCAACUGGCUUCUUCUUCUCAGCUUCAUCAGAAUUCAAUGGGAUUGAACCCACAGCAGAUGUCCCAAAUGGUACAACGGCAACAACGAAUGGGCCAUUCCCAGAUUGAACCAGCAGCCACAACUGCUUUCGCAUCAGCAGCCACCACAGCAACAGCAAUUGAUUUCGCACAGAAGAUGCAGUCUCCAAGAAUGGUGGCUCCUGGAGGCCAGAAAUCUGUAAGUUUGACGCGAUCUCAGCCAGAUGCUACUGCAUCUGGAAAUACUAUUCCGGGGGGGAGUUCGAGCUAA